This is a messenger RNA of Odobenus rosmarus divergens (Pacific walrus), 1203 nucleotides long. It is a transcript of the gene CHST4, whose product is annotated as carbohydrate (N-acetylglucosamine 6-O) sulfotransferase 4. The record is from RefSeq and is a predicted model, not a curated record. Gene Ontology annotation, cellular component: Golgi membrane. Gene Ontology annotation, biological process: N-acetylglucosamine metabolic process; carbohydrate metabolic process; protein sulfation. The transcript has a single exon. Gene Ontology annotation, molecular function: N-acetylglucosamine 6-O-sulfotransferase activity. NCBI's taxonomy places the organism in Eukaryota, Metazoa, Chordata, Mammalia, Carnivora, Odobenidae.
AUGAUACUGCCCAAAAAAAUGAGGCCACUGCUGUUUCUGAUUUCCCAGAUGGCCAUCUUUGCUCUCUUCUUCCAUCUGUAUGGCCACAACUUCAACUCCCUGUCCACGAAGGAGGAGCCCAAGCCCAUGCAUGUGCUGGUCCUGUCUUCCUGGCGCUCUGGUUCUUCUUUUGUGGGACAGAUUUUUGGGCAGCACCCGGAUGUCUUCUACCUGAUGGAGCCCGCAUGGCACAUCUGGAUGACCUUCACACACAGCACUGCCUGGAGGCUGCAUAUGGCAGUGAGGGAUCUGAUCCGUGCCAUUUUUCUGUGUGACAUGAGUGUCUUUGAUGCCUACAUGAAACCCAGUCCUCGAAGACAGUCCAGCCUCUUCCAGUGGGACAACAGCCGGGCCCUGUGUUCCCCACCUGCCUGCAACAUCUUCUCCCGGGAUAUGAUCAUAUCCCAGGCUCACUGCAAGCUUCUGUGCAGUCAACAGCCCUUUGAGGUGGUAGAGAAGGCCUGUCGCUCCUACAGCCACGUGGUGCUCAAGGAGGUGCGCUUCUUCAACCUGCAGGUGCUCUACCCACUGCUGAGAGACCCUUCCCUCAAUCUGCAUAUUGUGCACCUGGUACGGGAUCCCCGGGCGGUGUUCCGUUCUCGAGAACACACCACAGGGGAACUCAUGAUUGACAGCCGCAUUGUGAUGGGGCAGCAUUGGGAGAAAGUCAAGGAGGAAGAUCAGCCUUACUACGUGAUGCAGGUCAUCUGCCGAAGCCAGCUGGAGAUCUAUAAGGCUGUGCAGUCCUUGCCCAAAGCCCUGAGGCAACGCUACAUGCUCGUUCGCUAUGAGGACCUGGUCCGGGAGCCCAUUGCCCAGACUGCCCAAAUGUAUAAAUAUGUGGGACUGAAAUUCUUGCCCCACCUCCAGACCUGGGUGUACAACAUCACUCGAGGCAAGGGCAUGGGUAAUCAUGCCUUCCACACUAAUGCCAGGAAUGCCCUCAACGUCUCCCAGGCCUGGCGCUGGACCUUGCCUUAUGAAAAGGUUUCUCGACUUCAAAAAGUCUGCAAUGAUACCAUGACUUUGCUGGGCUACCACCUUGUCAGAUCUGAGCAAGAGCAGAAAAACCUGUCACUGGAUCUUCUGUCUACAUGGACUCCCUCCAACUAAGUCCACCAAGAGGGUAGAAGAAGCUCUGUCCCCAACUGGCAUCAGCCUUAG